Portunus trituberculatus (swimming crab) is the source of this 2611-nucleotide messenger RNA. It is a transcript of the gene E(z), whose product is annotated as histone-lysine N-methyltransferase E(z)-like. NCBI's taxonomy places the organism in Eukaryota, Metazoa, Arthropoda, Malacostraca, Decapoda, Portunidae. The record is from RefSeq and is a predicted model, not a curated record. Gene Ontology annotation, biological process: chromatin remodeling. Gene Ontology annotation, molecular function: protein binding; histone H3K27 methyltransferase activity. Bases 240 to 2459 code for a protein of 739 amino acids. The transcript has 16 exons.
AACACAGCACAGCAGCUCAGCGCGGAGAGGUGAUGGGGAUGCGGGGCUCUGUGCGCUGCUGUGGUUUUCUUUAUUGCCUGUGACUGUUUGAACUAUUCAUAUUUCUGCCAGUGGAUACACACCACAGUUAGAAAAGCCGCAUCACCUCAGACUAGUGGCACAUGUGGUAGCGUGGUGAGUGUGGUGGCGUGUAGCAGUCUGGUGGAGGUGCGUGGUGCAGCGGAGCCCGGGCCAGCGCCAUGGUGGGGAUGCGAGGCAAGGUGUUAGCGGAGUGGAAGAAGAGGGUUAAAUCAGAGUACACGCGGCUUAGGUCCUUAAAGAGGUUCAAACGAGCGGACGAGAUCAAGGCGGCGUGGAACGACAACCGGAGCAAGCUGAAUGAGUUGUUAGAGCAAGAAGACCAGACAGUUAUAGGUAUGGGUCCAGUUUGGGUUUGUUCAGUGGAGGCUCCAGCCCAUCAAGCUGUUAUGAGGCGAACACAUGUCACUUCUUCAUGUGGUGAACCCUUGUCAAUACCCAUCAAGACCAUCACUGCUGUGAAUCCCAUUCCAACCAUGUAUACAUGGGCACCUCUGCAACAAAAUUUUAUGGUUGAGGAUGAAACUGUUCUUCACAAUAUCCCAUACAUGGGAGAUGAAGUUUUAGAUCAAGAUGGCAAAUUUAUUGAAGAGCUCAUCCGUAAUUAUGAUGGCAAGGUUCAUGGAGACAGAGAGACUGGCUUCAUUGAUGAUGAAAUAUUUGUUGAGCUGGUGGAUACUUUAGUUCAACAGUACCAGAUGAAAGAAGUUGCCAAAGAUAAAACUGAAAGAAAAAUAGUUGUAAGAAAAGAACCAAAGACCAAAGACAAGGAAGAUGAAGAUGAAGAGGAUGAAGAAGAAGAGCAGCAAGAAGAAGAAGAUGAUGAUGAAGAGGACAGUAUUGCUAACAGAGAGGAUGAUUAUUGGGAAGGCUCGAGCAAUUCAGGAUCAAAAGAUUUCCCAUGCUUUGCCAUAUUCCAGGCUGUUUCAGCUCUUUUUCCUGACAAGGGUUCUGCAGAUGAACUCAAAGAAAAAUAUAUAGAGUUGACAGAUCCUACUGCCUUGCCUCCGGAGUGUACUCCCAAUAUAGAUGGCCCUAACGCUGAGAGUGUUCCUCAAGAGCAGACAAUGCAUUCUUUUCACACACUUUUCUGCAGACGAUGCUUCAAGUAUGACUGCUUUCUGCACCCCACCAAGGGAAGCACAGACGCCCCAGGGCUUGCCACAUCCCAUCCUCGACCUCAUGGUGGCAAACGGAAGAGUCCAGAGCUGAGGCCACUUUCUGAACCCUGUUCCCCCUACUGUUAUUUACACUUGCCAGAUGCUAAGGAAAAGAUGGCAUUUGCUGCCUCAUCCUUAUCAUCAGAAAAAUUGAGGGAUGAAAAUGAAUCUUCCAAUGAAGGUAAACCACGUAAGAUUCGCAAACACGCUUCCGUCGACUCAGGGAAUGAAGCCAGCUCAGAGGAUAGCAAUGACAGCAUGCGGAUGAACAGUCGAAAGUUGGAGAAGACACUACCAUGUAAAGAUCUUCAAUUCACCAAAUCCUGUGGUACUCCACUGGUAAUUGUGUUCCAGCUUGAUGGGAACUGUUUUCUCCAGGUAUAUUACUUUGCACAAAAAGAAGCAACAGACCUACCAGCAGAUGCCAGUAUCAAGGACAACACACCACCAAGGAAAAAGAAGAAAAAACAUCGUCUCUGGUCUAUGCAUUGUAGAAAAAUUCAGCUGAAGAAAGAUUCUUCAAGCAAUCAUGUAUACAACUAUUCCCCUUGUGACCAUCCAAACCAGCCCUGUGACCAAAAUUGUGCUUGUGUUAUGACACAGAACUUCUGUGAAAAAUUCUGUAACUGCAGUCCAGACUGUCAGAACCGGUUCCCUGGAUGUAGAUGCAAGGCAUCCUGUAACACUAAGCAAUGCCCAUGUUUUCUGGCUGUGCGGGAGUGUGACCCUGACCUCUGUGUUACUUGUGGAGCCCAUGAAUUCUCUAUCAACAAAAUCACCUGCAAGAAUGUUUCAGUUCAGAGAGGAUUACAUAAACACCUCCUUAUGGCUCCAUCUGAUGUAGCAGGCUGGGGUAUUUAUCUCAAGGGUUCUGCUCAGAAGAAUGAAUUCAUAUCAGAAUACUGUGGUGAAAUAAUCUCCCAAGACGAAGCUGAUCGUCGUGGGAAAGUGUACGACAAGUACAUGUGCUCCUUUUUGUUCAACCUCAAUAAUGAUUUUGUUGUGGACGCAACUCGGAAAGGAAACAAAAUUCGGUUUGCUAACCAUUCAAUCAACCCUAACUGCUAUGCCAAAGUUAUGAUGGUGAAUGGUGACCAUCGUAUAGGAAUAUUUGCCAAGAGACACAUUCAGUCAGGAGAAGAACUCUUCUUUGAUUACAGAUAUGGACCAACAGAACAAUUGAAAUUUGUUGGCAUUGAAAGAGAAAUGGAGUUUCUCUAAGAGAAUGCCCUUAUGUAGUAAAGUUACAUUUUUCAGUCCAUGUUUUCUAUUGAUCUGUAAUCAUGAACUCUGUGCCCAUGUGGUGCACAUUUUAGAAACUAUUAAAUGCAACUGUUGUUCAAGUUGAAUGUUCAAUAAAACUAUAAAAUCUA